Molecule: messenger RNA, 804 nt
Organism: Verticillium alfalfae VaMs.102
Lineage: Eukaryota; Fungi; Ascomycota; Sordariomycetes; Glomerellales; Plectosphaerellaceae
Product: 60S ribosomal protein L35
Exons: 4
Coding region: 80-457 (125 amino acids)
Biological process (GO): maturation of LSU-rRNA from tricistronic rRNA transcript (SSU-rRNA, 5.8S rRNA, LSU-rRNA); translation
Cellular component (GO): cytosolic large ribosomal subunit; ribosome
Molecular function (GO): mRNA binding; structural constituent of ribosome
Source: RefSeq, a predicted model, not a curated record
GACGACGACCAGUUCCCGACAUCACGAGACUCACCACUAACCCCCGUCCUUCAGUGAUCAAUCCGUGUCUCUGGCCAAGAUGUCGACAUCCAAGGUUAAGGCCGCCCAGCUGUGGGGAAAGAACAAGGAGGACCUGACGAAGCAGCUCGGCGAGCUCAAGACUGAGCUCGGCCAGCUUCGCAUCCAGAAGAUCACCUCUUCCGGCUCCAAGCUCAACAAGAUUGGCGACAUCCGCAAGUCCAUCGCUCGCGUCCUGACCGUCAUCAACGCCAAGCAACGCCACCAGCUCCGCCUUUUCUACAAGAACAAGAAGUACGCGCCCCUCGACCUCCGCGCGAAGCAGACCCGUGCCAUCCGCCGCAGGCUGUCCAAGGCCGACGCGGAGAGGGUCACCGAGAAGCAGCGCAAGAAGACGCAGCACUUCCCUCAGCGCAAGUACGCCGUCAAGUCUGCUUGAGCGUGAUGCCUGUGUCUGGGUAACGAAGGGCUGGGGACGACAAUGAUCGGCAUACGUUUUUGGCAAGGGGGACUCCGAUUUCUCGAUGCAUCGCACGGUUCAGAGGAAAUAAUUGAUUUCGUAUAAAACCAUCAACGCGCAACGGAUUCUCGAGGGUCAGGACUCAUAAAAAACUUGUUCGGGUCUCGCUGGCCCGGAUUAGGUAGCAGGACAGCUGCCGCCCAUUGCAUAGAGCUAAUAAGAUGCUCUGAAAUUCACAACGCCCCCUUCGGACCUAAGUCGACAUGUGUGACGGUGGUUAUGGUGUCUUGCGGUAGCAGCACGUCGUUGUCCGAAUAGAGAUGUCU